AUGAUUAUAGCGAUUAUUGUGAUUAUAGUGACGUCAACAGCUGUUGAAAGGGAGAGCAGGACCUUCCGUGUCCAUCUCGUCACCAUUCAGUACUCCCCAUUCAGCAUCUCCUCUGCGAGCAUAGAACUGCGAGGAGUCCUCCCGGUGAAAUUUGACUUCGCUCCCUGCCACCUGAGCCCUGACCCUCUGAUCGCAGUCGAAACAAUUACCUACGCGUCUCCUCCAAUCACGGAAACCAUCCUCAUCCCUAAUAGCAUGCACUGUGGGUGUUUCUUGGAAAGUCUAAAAGACGGCUCAGAGAAGCGAUCGUCUUUUCCAAGCUCUUCUCUUGAAGCAGGAGCACUUCUCCAGAACUUAUCUACAAGCAGCUCAUCUCCAUAUUCGCCGUCGGCUGAGUAA
This is a messenger RNA of Pseudocercospora fijiensis CIRAD86, 399 nucleotides long. RefSeq lists its product as uncharacterized. NCBI's taxonomy places the organism in Eukaryota, Fungi, Ascomycota, Dothideomycetes, Mycosphaerellales, Mycosphaerellaceae. The transcript is spliced from 6 exons. The record is from RefSeq and is a predicted model, not a curated record. The coding region runs from base 1 to 399 and encodes 132 amino acids.